Trichobilharzia szidati is the source of this 2729-nucleotide messenger RNA. The record is from the annotation of a GenBank genome assembly. Lineage: Eukaryota; Metazoa; Platyhelminthes; Trematoda; Strigeidida; Schistosomatidae.
AUGUAUCUUGCGGAAAUCAUUUUAGCUGAAAUUUUCACCACAUGGCGCUAUGAUGAGUGGAGCUUACUGAAUAUGAGUUUUGUCGUAAGCUUAUCGACGAAUGGUCUCGAUAUUGGAUAUUGGAUAUUGGACAAUCUGGUGGGAGUUUUGUUUUCCAAGGUCAAGACCUUAGACACGCCAAUCUGGUUGUACGCAUAUGCUGACGUCGAUAAUUUCAACGCCUUCUUGAUCAUGUCUUGUGAUAUUAUUGAAACUCCUAGUGAUGAUGCUAAUCCAACUGUGGAUAACGUGAUUGGUGGCUUUACAAUAAUCGGUGAGAAGACCAAAUCAAAAGUAUCAAAUGUCAAAGAAGUCCUCCCAUAUUGGAUUACAAAUUCAGAAAAAUUUCCAGCUGAUUUACAGCACAGUCAUCCUAUCAGUGAUAAAGUAUUAAAGAUUAAUUCAGCUAUACAAUCGCGUCUUUAUGAAAUGGGCAUUAGUCAAUUAUUUCCUGUUCAAUACGCAGUGAUUCCUUACAUAAUGAACAGUUAUUUCACAUCUAACUGCCGACCAUUAUGUCGUCCAAGAGAUAUAUGUAUAUGUGCACCAACCGGAAGUGGUAAAACCCUGGCGUAUGCAAUUCCAAUUGUUCAAUUACUUAUGCACAGAGUACAUCAAUUCAUUCGAGCACUAAUCAUUGUUCCAGUAAGAGAUUUGGCUGUACAAGUGUAUAAAACACUUAAUCAACUUAUUGAAGGAACACAUAUCAAGGUUGCUCUUCUCGCUGGUAUUCAAAGUUUUACUAAAGAACAAGAAGAGAUUAUUGAUUCGUCAACGGAUAAUCCUAUUGUUAAAGUGGAUAUUGUUGUCGCAACACCUGGACGUUUAGUGGAUCAUUUGUAUAAUACUUCGGGUUUUAGUAUGGAACGUUUACGAAUUUUGGUGAUUGAUGAAGCCGAUCGUGUUAUUGUGGAGGAGAAACAAAAUUGGUAUCGUACACUAGAAGACGCCUUAUAUUAUUAUACAUCAUUGAAUAGUCACACUAACUCGACCUCCAGUAUCACUGGUCGUAAACGAUGCCGACCAAUUCCAACGAUUGGUUAUCAUUACGAUAGAAGUACUGAUAUUACACUACAAAAGAUCCUUGUUUCAGCCACAUUGACGCAUGAUCCAGAACCAUUGAAACAAUUCAAUCUAUACUUUCCUAUUUUAUUUCGAUCAAGUCAAACAGAUUCUUCGCUUGUAGAAAAUAAGAUCAUUCAGUCUACACUGGAAGAAGAAGAAGUACAUGAUGGAAGUUACACAACGGAAAAUAAGAAGAAGAAAAAGAAGAAGUCCAAAUCACUCAAAGACGGUGAAGAAACAACAAUGAAUGGUAUCGAUUUGGUGGAGACAAAAGACAAUAAGCACACAGCAAUAGAUACUACACUUUCUAAUUAUGUUGUUGUUGAUGAUGAUGGCGGUGUUGGUCAAUUUUUUAUUCCACAGAACUUGGAGGAAUAUCUAAUCACAGCGAAACCGGAUAUACGUGUGCUAUUUCUUGUCUAUUUAAUACGUCAAAAACACAAAUCACGUAUUCUAUGCUUUACAAAUACAGUGAAUUGUGCCAAGCGCUUAAAUCUGCUGUUGUCUAAUUUUCAAAAUAUACACAGUAAAUUUCUGUCGAGUAAUCUGCACCCAAAUAAACGUCAACGUAUACUGAAUUCAUUCAGUACUGGAAUGUGUCAAAUUCUAGUUUGUACAGAUUCUAUGGCACGUGGUAUGGAUAUUGAAGAUGUUGAAUGUGUUGUCUCCUAUGAUAUACCGUCUAGUAUUAAAACGUAUAUACAUCGUAUCGGUCGGACAGCUAGAGCCGGGAAAAAAGGUGUCGCUUACACUUUGCUAUCUACAAAUCAAUUCUACCAUUUUAAAAAAGACUUGAAACGUGUUGGUCGUAAAAAGAUAAAACAACUACAAUUCCAUCAAAGUCAAUGGUCACAAUUCAAUACUGAAUAUAAAGUUGCAUUAAGAAAUUAUGAAAAUCUUAUGAAAAUGAUCUACAUAGUAAUUUAUGCUGUUACUAUCCUGUUGGUUAUCAACGCUGACAAUACACCGCCAACUUCAAAUUAUCCUAUUCAACGUCCACAUCUUGACUGUAAUAUAACUCAACAAGGAUUUCAUCUUCGAUUACGUUGUGAUUUCCAUAAUUUUCCUGAGAAAUCAUUAGAAACUUGUCAACUUCAUGUACAUUUACCGUCAGGAAACGUUUUGACUGUUUUUCUACCGUUGACAAAAAGUGAAGAACUUAAGAACACUGAACCUACUACUGAAAUCAAACAUCCUACUCUUAACUGUCCAGAUGGCAGUAACAGUUAUAUUGUCAGCAAGAAUGAUAAAGAUCAUUUCCCAGUGAUUGUACCAAAACCUAAAGCUUCUGAUCUUAUAUAUGUAAUGCCUAUUACUAUUCUAUUAUUAGUUAUAGGUGUUGUAGUCCUCUUAAUGGCAUAAUUGCUGUUUUGCUCAACCUGUCAACUAACUGUUUUCUCUCUCUUUCUACCUUCUAAUAAUUAGUAACGGUAAAUAUAUACAAAUAUCUGAGAAUCCAUGACAACGGGACAUUUCAGGGAAAUGGAGCCUCUUUGGCAAUAGUAUAUGUGAUAGUAUAAUAACAACUCAUUGUUCUUUUUAAUUUUGUUUUUGUAAUUUACUCCUCUCAGUGAAUGCGCUAGAGGUAAACUUUUAUUGUAAUAAAACUCCUUGAAGUAUUCUCA